This is a messenger RNA of Schizosaccharomyces osmophilus, 552 nucleotides long. It is a transcript of the gene pnn1, whose product is annotated as splicing factor. The transcript is spliced from 2 exons. Bases 1 to 552 code for a protein of 183 amino acids. The record is from RefSeq and is a predicted model, not a curated record. Gene Ontology annotation, cellular component: catalytic step 2 spliceosome. NCBI's taxonomy places the organism in Eukaryota, Fungi, Ascomycota, Schizosaccharomycetes, Schizosaccharomycetales, Schizosaccharomycetaceae.
AUGAAUGAAAAGGAGGAAAAUAUUGUGAAAGAAGAACAUUUGUCAAGAGAAAACAAGCCAGAUCAAAGCAAUGACUCCAUGGAUAUAGAGAAGAAUGAAGGAUCAACAGACCAUAAUGAUCAUCUUGGAAAACAGCAUUCGUUAGAAGGAAAAGAGCCCCUUGAAAAUAAAAGAGGUAAAAGAAUGUUUGGCGCUUUACUUGGAACUCUGGGUAAAUUUCAGAAGGAAGCAGAACGUGAAAACCAAUCGCAAACACGCUCAAGGCGAGCUGAGCUGGAAGAAAAAGUAGCCAAGCGUCAAGAAGAAGAAAAAAAGGAGUUAGAGUUACAGGAGAGUAGAGAGAAAGAACAAAAGGAAAAUGAAAUGGUCGAGGAAAGGAGGAUUGUUAUGGAUGAUUUAGAAUUGGACUUGAAGGAUUUAAAACAAACACUAAAAAAACAAGAAUCUACAUUUUUGAAGACAAACACCGAACCUCGCUUGUAUUAUAGACCUUAUUAUUUAUUGCCUAGCCAGAAAGCAUACUUGGAUCAAGUUAAAGAAGAAAAGGACUAG